AUGGGCUCCAUAACAGCGACCACCUCUAAGAACUACCCACUUGAAGCUCUGCUGGCAACCGACAGAGACCAGCGUGAGCCUGUCGAAUUGCGAGUCACGGGAACAUUUCCACCGCUUCUUGCAGGCACAUUGUAUCGCAAUGGACCCGGCACCCACCGUGUCGACUCGAAAACAGGCUCGUAUGCUCGCAGUCACUGGUUUGACGGUUUCGCACUGCUGCAUCGAUUCAAGAUAGUUCCCACGGACGGCAGCAACUGCCGCGUGCUCUAUAACUCUCGAUUCCAGGUCGACGCGUUGAUGGAGAAAGCACGCCGCACCGGAGAUCUCAAGGAUGUCACAUUCGGCCAAAAGAGAGACCCGUGCGAGUCGUUCUUUCACAAGAUGAAGACCGUCUUUGAGCCGACUGACUCUCUGUCGGAUCCUAAUCCACAGAUGGUUAAUUCAAAUGUCACUGUGUUUGCCAAUAUGCCCGGCAUGCUGAAGCAUGGCCCUGCUGUACCGGAAUCCUCGCAAUUCAAGGUGCUCACCUGUCUGACUGACGCAAACCAAAUCACGCAUGCAAACCCGGAGACCCUCGAGCCAAUUGCUGCGAGCACGCAACAAGAGCUUCACCCGGAUCUGAAGGGACAACUCUCCUGCGCACAUCCGCAAUUCCACCCCAAAACGGGAGAUGUAUACAAUUACAACCUGCACCUGGGCCCUAAAAGCACCUUUCGCAUAUAUCACACUUCGGCACAUACAUCCAGAACAGAAGUCAUUGCCACAUUCUCAACCAAAGCAGCCUAUAUCCAUUCCUUCUUCAUGACAGAAGACUACAUCAUCCUCUGCGUCUGGCCCUCGUACUUCAAAGGACUCGGGGCCUCCAUCCUCUGGGAGCGAAACAUACUCGACGCAUUGAAAUUUGACCCUACUGCUCAGGCGCACUGGUUCGUGGUCGACCGCAAGAACCACCGAGGCGUCGUCGCCAAGUUUGUUAGUCCGCCGUUCUUCGCCUUUCACACGAUCAAUGCUUUCCAAGAACCGGGAGACAAGAAUACCGUAGAUAUAAUCUGUGAUCUGGUGCAGUACACCAACAUGGACGCCCUGCACCGAACCUAUUACGAGGCGCUGCUGUCGCCUAACGGCGAGGUUUCGGAUUUCACAUUGAAAAGAUCUGAAACACCCAUGACCGUCCGCUAUCGCCUGCCACGAGUGCCCAAGGAGUCAACGACCAGAACAGUUGCCGCCGCGGAACGAGUCUUCGGAUUUGAGACGGGUGAACUCCCGACGAUCAACCCGCGAUUCGCUACAAAAAGAGCACGAUACCACUAUUGCGUCGUUAACCGAGGACGUACUCCCUUCUUCGAUGGAAUCGGCAAGGUUGAUCUCGAGACGCAGACAAUCCAGUACUGGGGUAGUGAAACGACACCUUCUACGCCCUCCGAGCCAAUUUUCAUCCCCGAUGGCACUGGCGAGGCCGAGGAUGCGGGAUAUCUGCUCAGUGUGGUGUUGAACGGAGAGACUGGGACAAGUUACCUUGUGUGUCUUGAUGCCAGGACGUUGACCGAGAUUGGCAGGGCUGAACACGACCACGCGAUUAGUUUUGGGUUGCAUGGAAGCUAUUAUUCCGCGAUUUGA
Messenger RNA from Aspergillus lentulus, 1617 nucleotides. The record is from RefSeq and is a predicted model, not a curated record. Lineage: Eukaryota; Fungi; Ascomycota; Eurotiomycetes; Eurotiales; Aspergillaceae.